Phaeoacremonium minimum UCRPA7 is the source of this 243-nucleotide messenger RNA. RefSeq lists its product as hypothetical. The coding region runs from base 1 to 243 and encodes 80 amino acids. The transcript has a single exon. NCBI's taxonomy places the organism in Eukaryota, Fungi, Ascomycota, Sordariomycetes, Togniniales, Togniniaceae. The record is from RefSeq and is a predicted model, not a curated record.
AUGAUGCCCUCUGCGGCACAGGCGCAGUCUCUCCAGACCAUCCAGUCGCCCUCUCAGCUGCACUACACCGGUUCGGACAGCUCACCUCGGCCCAUCAAACGCCUUCAUACCGAGCAGGACAGCGGUGAUGAGGGAGGGCUGAACAACUCCGGGGAUGACAGGAGCGACAAUGAUAACGACCUAGACGACUCGCACGACCUUGUCCGCAACGGCAAGCGCAAACGGCCCAUCUCUGUCUCGUAA